This is a messenger RNA of Cimex lectularius (bed bug), 2215 nucleotides long. Its product is annotated as TAF6-like RNA polymerase II p300/CBP-associated factor-associated factor 65 kDa subunit 6L. Gene Ontology annotation, cellular component: SLIK (SAGA-like) complex; SAGA complex; transcription factor TFIID complex. The coding region runs from base 220 to 1947 and encodes 575 amino acids. NCBI's taxonomy places the organism in Eukaryota, Metazoa, Arthropoda, Insecta, Hemiptera, Cimicidae. Gene Ontology annotation, molecular function: RNA polymerase II general transcription initiation factor activity; protein heterodimerization activity; transcription coactivator activity. Gene Ontology annotation, biological process: transcription initiation at RNA polymerase II promoter; RNA polymerase II preinitiation complex assembly. The record is from RefSeq and is a predicted model, not a curated record. The transcript has 9 exons.
AUCAAAAGAGAUAAAGGUUAUGAUUGGCCAGGUUAGGGUCGGAUGGUAGUCGGGUCGAUGAAUCCUCGGUAUGAUUAGGUAGGAACGGAAAUCAAAAUUACAAAAUACGACUUUUCUCGGACGAUCUCCGUUUAGACGCCACGACCCAAAGUGCGCCGACAAAAUUUUGCCGGAAAUACCAAAAAUACUCUCUCUUGAUUUUAUAUUCUGCAGCGGUUGAUGGACGUGGGUCCACAGCCCAUGGAGAUCGCCGAGCAGGUGGAGCCUGAUACGAGCUCCACCCAGUCGACCUCCCAGGAAGGUCCCCCGGUCACCAAGAAGCCUAGAAAGAAGAAGUCCCAGACGGUAGAUCACGAACUCAAGAUGUUCUGCAAGCGUAGCGUCUACCUAACAGGCUCCAGGAUCGGCAUACCUUCCCUCAGCGAGGAAGUAUGCGAUCUCAUAUCCAACGAGUUGUUCUGCAAGACGAGGGAGCUUAUGUUCGUUGCAAAGAUUAUACUUCAUCAGAACAAAAGGGACAUGUUAACUACACAUGAUGUCGACAAGGCGAUAAAACUUUUAGGCGGUGUUCAACUCUAUGGGCAUCAUAAUGCAGGAGAGACAUCAUACACAUUAGACACUAAAAAGAACGUCUUUGUAGAAAAUGAUGAGGAAAUUGAUGUUUAUGAGGAAUCCCUACAACAGUUUAGAGCCUUUCAUAGAGGAGAGCCUUAUAUCCAGGGUGCUUGGGUCAUGCCUGAGGAGAGCACGGACAAUGGGAACAACGCAGGCCAUGAAGAAAGCUCUUACUAUGUACAAAUAUGCAAAACCCUUAUGCUUGGUAGUUUAGCGCAUAAAAGGGUUGCACUUCUGGACCUGAAGUCAAACCCUAAAAUCGGCCCGUAUUGUCCAUAUUUUCUCAAUCUCGUAGCGCUCACCGUUAAAAAAGGACCACAACACGGCCUGAUAACAACGACUAUGAUAGACACCGUCAGCUGCAUUGCUGAAAACCGAUUUGUUGAUCCAAGUCCAUUUUUGGCUGUGAACAGAGCUGUGAAUUCUUUACUUAAAAUAGUUAUUGAGAAAAAUAUUGAAAGCAGUAAUUGUGAUGAUUUGGGUAUCAGGUUGAGGGCAGGACUUCUAUUAUCUAAGGUUAUGAUUCUUUGGAGCAUUGAGCUGAAACAACAGAUGGACAUUGUGAGACACCUCCUUCAACACUUGCUGGACAACACUGCCCCAUUUCAAACGCAAUACGGUGUAAUUGUCACAUUGACUGCGUUGAGGCAGAGAACGCUGGAUUUCUAUUAUUGGCCAGUGAUUGAACGCUACCUUCCACAGUUGGAAAUAAAAUCCAGUGCAAAACGAGGGGAUUCGUUAAUGGUCUACUCACAGUACAUAAUGGGAGUAAUUCUUAUAUCAUUGAGUAAUGCAUUCAGGAAGUUAUUCGCGAAUUCAGGAGACUACAUUAUGCAGAACAGGGAUGAAAAGUUAGAACCAAGGAUACAGGUUGAUGAAAGUGUGAAUUCUUCUUAUCGUAAGAACAGCACAAAUACAGAACAGUUCAAUACACUGCUGGCAAUGGACAAGCGACUGUACACGAUUUUCGGAGACAGCGUUACACCACUACGAAUGCUCCGGCACACCAACAUUCCACCUACGUACCUUCUCAAGCCGAAGAAACGCCCGCCCCUCUGGAGGUUGAGAUUUGGCAAGCCUAUAGAAAACAAAACUGUCAAGAAGUACAACGUGAUGGAAAUAUUUGAUAUAAAACCAAAAUCAUCUUCUGACCAACCAUUGGCACAAAGAAGCAACCGUACCAUGUUCAAAAUAAAGAGAAAGUUGCCAACAGCCAUUUACUACUCAGUCCCUUUAGAACAAAAACGUUACCAUUGGUUCAUUCAGAGGAAAACAAAAUCUUUACAACUCUAUAGGACUUGUUGUUCAGGGAAUCUACUAGCCAAUUUGUAAAUAAGAACUUUUAUUUUAUUUUUUGUAAUAUGUGAAUGUUUUGUGCAUAAUGUACAGUUUUUAAUGUAAUUUAGAUUGUUUUAUAUUAAAUGCUUAAUUUUAUUACACUAUUGUGUGAAAGUUAAUUUAUAGACUUCCUCAGAUGAUGUUAACUCCAAAGAAGUACAAUAUAAGAUGUAAUACAAAAUGUGAAGUACAAUGUAAAUAGCAACUCAGAACACAAUUCACUCAAUUCUUGUUGAGUUGAGAUUAAACAGUUUUGUUUUUA